CAGUCAAAGGACAUUUAAAUGGGCACACGGUACAGAGCGAUAUACCUUACAGCACCGUAAUAACGCGGUUCUAACGGUACCAUUCUGGCACCCGGCCGCGUACACGCCGUCGGUUCUUCUUGUCGGUGUUGCUCGCUCUCCUGUAAACCCGCAUUUUGUCUCCUAAGUUUGUUCGGAAAGCCAGAAAAUGAGCGACGAGGACGAGUUUUUGCAGAAAGCCCGAGCCGGGUUUGAAGAUCUCUGUCGGGCUCUGAAUAUGGACGAAGAGGCGAGCAACGAGGCUUGGAAAACCUACGAAAACAUCAGCAGGAACUUUACACUAGAGGGCAGUGAGCUGCACUGGCUGGCCUGUGCGCUCCACGUGGCCUGCAGGUCCUCGGUGCCGACGGUGGGGAAGGGCACUGCCGAGGGGAACUACGUCUCUCUGACCAGAAUCCUACGCUGCUCAGAAAUGAGCCUGAUUGAGUUUUUUAACAAGAUGAAGAAGUGGCAGGACAUGGCCAACCUGCCUCAGGAUUUCCGUCAGAGCACCGAGAAGCUGGAGAGAAACUUCACAGUGUCGGCGGUCAUCUUUAAGAAGUACGUUCCCAUCUUUAAAGCCAUCUUCAAGGCCCCAUCUGAGGAGCCGGCCCGAGUUCACCGCAGCCGCAAACAGAGACGCCAUCCCUGCACUGUGACCGAGGUCUUCAACUUCUGCUGGGUUUUGUUUAUCCAUGCUAAAGGGAACUUCCCCAUGAUCAGUGAUGACCUGGUAAACUCGUAUCAUCUGCUGCUGUGUGCUCUAGACCUAGUCUUCACCAACGCGCUGCUGUGCAAUGCCAGGAAAGACCUGCUAAACCCAAACUUCAAAGGUCUACCAGAAGACUUCAGCAGUAAAGACUUCAGACCGUCCUCGGGUCCAUACUGCUUCAUAGAGCAGCUGUGUGAGCUGCAUGACGGGCUGGUGCUGGAGGCCAAGGGAGUCAAAGAACACUUCUGGAAACCCUUCAUCAAGAAACUCUUCCACAAGAGGAUUCUCAGAGGAAAAGAGGACAGCCUGACCGGAUUUCUGGACCCCAUGAACUUCGGAGACAGUUUUUUGUCUCUCAGUCGGGUGUACGAGGAACAUGUUCUGGCCACCGGCAGUCUGGAUGAGAGGAUCUUCACCGGUGAGGGGGCGAGUGAGGACAUCGGCACCCCGGGGCCCUGCCUCUGUGAGGGGCCGGAGAACCAAGACAGCGCCACCUACAGGCUUCACACCAACCUCACUGCCUCAGCCCUGAAGGUUUCCACUCCUCUGACUGGGAGGAAGUACGUUCAGGAGACCAGCCUGGCAUCUCCCGUCUCCUCCGCCAUGAAGAGCGUUGGACGUCUGCACACUCUGCUGUCGGGAACCAAACAGGGUCCGAGCCCUAAGCUAGCAGAAACUCUCAGGACUUGUGCCAGAGACCCCAGUGAUGUUAUUAGUAAGCGUCUGAAGGACAUGUUUGAUCUCUUCUCUCAACAUUACGAGGACAGCGGUGCAGAGAACAGGGGGAUGGGGAAAGACAUGGCAGUGAAGUAUUUCCACCUGGCAGAGGCGCUCUACUACAGGAUCCUGGAGUCCAUCAUUGAGAGAGAAAAGAUGAUACUGGGAGACGCUGACCUAUCUUGUAUUCUGGAGCAGGACGUCUUCCACCGCUCCCUGCUGGCCUGCUGUUUGGAGAUCGUCAUCUUCUCCUACAGACCUCCAGGAGAUUUCCCCAACGUGAUCACCAUCUUCCAGCUCCCUGCUUAUCACUUCUACAAGGUGAUCGAGGUGUUGGUGCGGUCGGAGCAGGGUCUGUUCCGGGAAGUGGUGAAGCACCUGAACCAGGUGGAGGAGCAGGUUCUGGAGAGUCUGGCCUGGACCAGCGAGUCCCCGCUAUGGGAGAGUCUCCGGGGGGCCAAAGACCACGUCCCUUCCUGCCAGGAGGUGAUGCCUCCUCAGUACCUGGAACAAAACGAUGAAAGCAGCACAGGCAGCGUUCCCAUCACACCCAUCAACCACGGACCUGACCUCAACACCAACAGCACCGUCAAAGGGGUGUCCCCCUCCCCCACCACUCUGCUGGACCGUUACAGCUCCUCCCCCACCGGCUCAGCUCGCCGCCGUCUCUUUUUGGACCCGGUGGACGGUGAGACCGGAGUCACCUCCACCAGUAGCACCAGUACCACCAGUACAACACCGGCUAACGUGACCAAGACCGGCCAGGCCAGCCUAGUCACAGCGAUCCCGGCUGGGCAGACUGUGGUCACCAUGGCAACCGCCACCGUUACCGCCAACAACGGGCAGACAGUCACUAUACCUGUGCAGGGUAUAGCCAAUGAGAGCGGAGGAAUCACCUUCAUCCCGGUCCAGGUGAGUGUGACGGGGCAGGGCGGAGCCACGCUGCAGCCGCUGUCCGCCCAGACUCUGACCGGCACCCUCACCGUCCAGUCAGCCGUCACCAAACCAGCUGCCCAACCGGCGAGCAGUCCUCUGAGGAAGGGCUCGCUGUCUCUGUUCUUCAGGAAGGUGUACCACCUGGCCAGCGUCCGUCUCAGAGAUCUUUGUGCCAAACUGGACAUCUCCUCAGAGCUGAGGAGGAAGAUCUGGACAUGUUUUGAAUAUUCUCUGGUCCACUGUACUGACCUGAUGAUGGACCGUCACCUGGACCAGCUCCUCAUGUGUGCUGUUUACGUCAUGGCAAAGGUGACCAAAGAGGACAAAUCCUUUCAGAAUAUUAUGAAGUGUUACCGCACUCAGCCUCAGGCCAGCAGCAACGUUUACAGGAGUGUGUUGAUCUCAGGGAGGAGGAGGCGUCACUCCGGCAGCAACGACACAAAGAAACAGAACUCAUCUACUGACACCAGCCAGGAUCCAGCUGGGGGAGACAACAGUCCAGUUCCUAUUCGCUCCAGCAGCACCUUGCCGGCCCCCCAGCCUGGCAGUGCCCCCUCUACACCCACCAACGCCUCCAACAAGAAAACCUCCUCCUCCCCUUCCUCCACUGUGGGUGUCGGUGAGGAGGAGCGAGGAGACCUGAUCCACUUCUACAACAACGUUUACAUCAAACAGAUGAGACUCUUUGCUCUGAGAUACUCACCAAACUCGCCCUCUGCAGGGGUGGAGUCCCCCUCUCUGUGCCCGUACCCCACCCUGAGAAUCGGGUCUCCUCGUCGGAUGCUUCUGUCCAGCAAACACUCCAUUUACAUCUCACCUCACAAGACAAGCUCCGCCCCCACACCCACAACCCCCCGUGACAAGAUUUAUUACUACAUCUGCAGCAGCCCCCCCAACCGUCUCCAGGAGAUCAACAGUAUGAUCCGGACCGGGGAGACCCCCACCAGGAAGCGCAGCAUGCCCCUGGACAACGAGACGUCCCCCAAGAGGGUUUGUCCCGACAAUCACUCUGCCCUGCUCCGCCGCCUGCAGGACGUCGCCAACGACCGCAGCUCCUCCCACUGAGAUCACACACACACACACACACACACACACACACACACACAUACUGAAUAUACACAUCAUACACACACCUAUCCGUACACACUCCUACUAUCACCGUAGCAACAUACAAACCGCACCAUCAUACCACUCCUUCACAGUCCCGUCGCACCUGGCGAGCGAUCGGAGUUUUAGGAGCAUUUUGGUCACGUUUAGGGUUCGUGUCAUUCCAGCCACAGUCAGCUCAGAUCCCAUGUCAGCCCAUUCAGACCAGCAGAAAACAUGGGUUUGCCUGGAGUCUUUGCCUUGGUCAUUAUACACUCAUACUCAGUACUUUACUGUAUGCAUCUGUGUGAACGGUGUAACAACUAACCAGAAACAGAGCUUUUCUAGAACCCCAGGCUGAAUAGAUACGGGAAUGUCCGGUCUGAACAGGAGGAAGGAUUAAAGCGAACGAAACCUGUUUCAUUUAAUACAGGCUGAAAAACCUGAACCUGAUUGAAUUAAAUUAAAUUAAGCAAAUGAACUGCUUACUAACAAAACUGCAAGGAUGGUGAACUCUGAAGUUUUAUGAAAUUAGCUCUAAAAAUGACCAAAAUGCCUUAAACUCGGGUUAAAGUCAAAAAACGCCCUCGGGGAGAACACUAGAUUUCUCUCUGCUGAUCGCUUUAAAAAGUUGCUUCGAAGUUGUUUCGGUUUGAACCAGAGGUUUUCAGCUGAGGGGGGGAGACGUGAGUCGGAGACACUGCGUGAGGUGAAAGGGACAGGUGUGUGCAGGUGUUGUAGAAACCGAAGGAAGUUCGGUAUUGCAGUCUGGCUGCUGGUUCCACCGCUCACUAUCAUGUCAACAGCUGGAGCGGCAGCAGGGGCUGUGACACACAGAUCAUGGAGGAGAUUCAAGUCCUGAAGCUGGUCCUUCUCAAGAGUCCUUUUAGAUCCAGUGUGACUUCCACGUCCGACAGUUGUCUGAGCGUCCACGGCUACGCUGAGAACUGGAGCUGGUCACCGCUGGUUCAGCAGCUUUUAACGGGACAGUCUGACUAGAUUUAAAAAAACGAAUGGGCUAAAAAAAGUGAGGCUCAAGGUGCAGCUCACGGCAUAACUCAACUUUUUCCUGUUUACAUCCGCCAAUGCAUUAUGGGAAGUGUAUUUCUAAAACUUAGAGCGUGAUUAUCCCCCACGUGCAAGCGUCGGACGGAGUGUGGACUUUGAAAGCCCCCGGUUCUCACUAAUAACCAGUGAGAAGGCGCUGAUCAGCCGUCAGCCGCGGUGUAAACAGGACAGACCCGUGCUGUCAGCGUUAAAGCUCUGUGUGUAAAACUCUUCAGUCCAUCCUCCAGGAAUCUUUUCUGCCAUUUUAUUAUGGAACAUUUUAUACUGGACGUUUCUUACUGAAGUGAAGGUUUGAUGAAGCAGCUGCAGCUUUUGAACCCAGUGUUGUUAUGCUGCAUCGCUCUGCUUCUGAUGCUUUAUUUUACAUUCUGUCUUCUGUUUUUUUUUUUUUUUUUAAACUUUAUUCUCUUAAACUUAUUUACUGAUAGUCUCCAUGUUUCCUUCAGUGCUCAUAACAAAAAAUAUGAUUUAAUUCCUGUCUUAUUUAACCGUUAGUUUACAGGUAAAAAAAAGAGUUUCAUCUCAAAAACCAUGUUUAUCCAUCAUUAAAAUUGCUCCCUGAUCUUCGUAAUUUAUCAAUUGAAAUUUGUCAGGUAAAGGGCUUGAGAAUAAUAAUGGCCUUUAUAAUAUUUAAAUGGGAUCUUUAUCAUCACACCAGCAGAUAUUUUUUCACAUUUACAGAAGUUAAAUCCCAUUUUGAAAUGAAACUCUUUGUAUGUGUAUCUCUGCAGUAGACGUCCUCCUCCUGUUAUCAUGUGUUUGAACCCGUUGACUGUCUGCCAUGAUGAGACGUGUGUAAAUAUUUGUAAAAAAGAGAGAAGAAAACCUAUUUUAUGGAGGUUGAUGUAAGUUAAGUGCCUUUAUUUUUUACUCCUGAAUCUGUUUGUUUGUUUACUCCCAACAAACUUUACCUUUAUUAGAUUUUCUUGGUUGUAAAACAAACAACAACAAAAAAAGCGACUGAUGUA
Messenger RNA from Xiphias gladius (swordfish), 5505 nucleotides. It is a transcript of the gene rbl2, whose product is annotated as retinoblastoma-like 2 (p130). Lineage: Eukaryota; Metazoa; Chordata; Actinopteri; Istiophoriformes; Xiphiidae. Gene Ontology annotation, molecular function: RNA polymerase II transcription regulatory region sequence-specific DNA binding. The transcript is spliced from 22 exons. Gene Ontology annotation, biological process: negative regulation of G1/S transition of mitotic cell cycle; cell differentiation; regulation of transcription by RNA polymerase II. The coding region runs from base 188 to 3448 and encodes 1086 amino acids. Gene Ontology annotation, cellular component: nucleus; transcription regulator complex; chromatin. The record is from RefSeq and is a predicted model, not a curated record.